Messenger RNA from Hordeum vulgare subsp. vulgare (domesticated barley), 804 nucleotides. RefSeq lists its product as uncharacterized. NCBI's taxonomy places the organism in Eukaryota, Viridiplantae, Streptophyta, Magnoliopsida, Poales, Poaceae. The transcript is spliced from 3 exons. The coding region runs from base 1 to 804 and encodes 267 amino acids. The record is from RefSeq and is a predicted model, not a curated record.
AUGGUUAACUACGAGGACCAUUUCCGUAUGGCAGCGUCUCAACCCAACAAGGCAACAACGGAGUGGGUGGAGGACAAGGAUGCAAUCGGUGAGGACCAGGGCUUGUGGGAGAGGGCUGCAAAAAAGUUGAGAGAGGAGGACACAACCAAAGUGGCGAGGAAUAAGGAAGAUGAGAGGGAAGCAAAGAUGAAGGAGGAGCUGAAAAUAACGCUUGACCACUACGGCUAUGAGAAGCAGAUGAAGGAGGAGCACAAGAAGAUGAUGGAGAAAUGUUUCGUUUCUGGCGCGCAUGUCAUCCAUGAUGGAGCGCCUGCGCUCCCUCGGCCUCUACCGCUUCCGCUCCGACGACUUCCCUCCCGAGUACAACUACAGCCACCCCGCCGCCAGCGACACCGUCGGCACGAAGCAACAGUACAACAGGAGCAUGUCCAAGCCGGUCGCGAGGAAGCCGGCAAGCAAGACAGGCAAGGAGGCGGAGAAGGCGGCCAGGGCGAAGGUGGCGACCAAGAAGGCGGUCACGGCCGAGGUGAGGAGGCUGGAGCGCGCCCCGGUGCCGACGCCGGCUCGGCUGGUGCAGCACGCGCCGAGGGCUCCCGCGGCUCGCGCGGUGUUGACGGAGGCGAGGCGGCCGGACGUGGGGCCGCCGGAGGCCGCGUGCGUGGACGAGAGGGCGGACGACUUCAUCAACAAGUUCCGACAACAGCUGCAGCUACAGAGGCUCAACUUGCUGCUCAACUACAAGGAGAUGCUCAACCACGACGCAUAGCAGAUGCAGACCAGCACAGGAUUCAACGCUUCGAUUAG